Messenger RNA from Mitosporidium daphniae, 1260 nucleotides. RefSeq names its product O-acyltransferase. The transcript has a single exon. Gene Ontology annotation, cellular component: endoplasmic reticulum membrane. The record is from RefSeq and is a predicted model, not a curated record. Lineage: Eukaryota; Fungi; Microsporidia. Bases 1 to 1260 code for a protein of 419 amino acids.
AUGCUCAGCUUGAUGGCAUUUUUUAGUCUAUAUCUUCUAAAUGGGCCCUCUUCGGCGAAAAUAGAAUAUCCAACUUUUCCGCAUUCCCUAUUUGGAGCAGUUAUUCCUUCGUGUGCUUUACUCUUUCUCGUUUCCAUAGGCUCUGCUUAUCUUUUGAGGGUUCUGGUGAUAGACAUUAAUUGCAACUUACGUUGGAUAUAUUUCCUGCAUGCAAUUCUGCAUAUGAUGCUACUGGUAUUGUCAGUUUCUGCCUGCUUAUUUAAUACGGCUUCGAUUUGUGAUCGCAUUCUGAUAUUGCUUGAGCAAAUAAGAUUAAAUCUUAAGCUUUAUUCUGUCUUCAGAACCAUUGUUGGAUCCAAAUUUGGACAAAAGAUGUUUUCCCGGCGAAUUUCGGUGGAAAAUCCAUUUUCCGCUUCAAAGCUUUUGUAUUUUUAUUUUGCACCUGUUUUGAUUUACCAAAGCUUCUAUUUAAGAGUCGCUAACGACAAAAAAGGGGGCUUAUUUAGAUUUUUGUACGAUUCGGCCUGUCAUGUUUUCAAGUUUUGCGUUUCCGUGUAUCUUUUGCUAUUCAUUUUCCACCAGGUCAUUGGCCCAUAUUUUGCGAAUCUAACGAUUGCCGAUGCGAAAGGCUCCUUUUGGUCAAAUACUCCUCUAUUUAAUGACUUUGAAUUUUUAAAGAAAUCUCUUGGUCUAUUUUGUUGCCUGGGCACGCCGAUCUUUCUUCUGUGCUUUUUCUUUUUUUUUGAGGCCUGGAUGAACUUUUGGGCAGAUAUUCUUUCUUUUGAGGAUCGCUCUUUUUAUGAGGACUGGUGGAAUUCGUGUUCCUUUUCUCAGUUCUAUCGAAAAUGGAACUGUAUUGUGCACGACUUUUUAUACACGUACUUGUAUGGCGAUUUUAUUCGGUAUUUCAGGGAGUCAUCUAUUGUCGAUCCAUCGCUGGCCAAAGGAAUUUCAGCCCUCCUGGUCUUUAAUAUUUCGGCUGUUGUUCAUGAAUUUAUCAUUUCUUUUUCGUUGGGAUUUUUUUAUCCCGUAUUAUUCAUAUUAUUUAGCGGCCCUGGUGUUGUCCUCUGUGCUUUUUUCCAAAAAGCCACGUACGAUCGCAGACUUAAUGCUAUCUUUUGGCUGUUCAUGUUUCUCGGUCUUGGGCUAACCAUAUUCCUUUACUCCUUCGAGUAUUGUUGUAGAACCUUGCUUUUUACUCAUAUUUUUGAUACCUAUGCGGUUGAUCCAUUGGUAAGCCAUCUCUUUUUUUCUCGUUAG